This is a messenger RNA of Hypomesus transpacificus, 2577 nucleotides long. It is a transcript of the gene det1, whose product is annotated as DET1 partner of COP1 E3 ubiquitin ligase. Lineage: Eukaryota; Metazoa; Chordata; Actinopteri; Osmeriformes; Osmeridae. The record is from RefSeq and is a predicted model, not a curated record. The transcript is spliced from 8 exons. Gene Ontology annotation, cellular component: cullin-RING ubiquitin ligase complex; nucleus. Gene Ontology annotation, biological process: protein ubiquitination; positive regulation of proteasomal ubiquitin-dependent protein catabolic process. The coding region runs from base 241 to 2193 and encodes 650 amino acids. Gene Ontology annotation, molecular function: ubiquitin protein ligase binding; ubiquitin-like ligase-substrate adaptor activity.
ACAGUGCUCGUGCAUCACUUUUUUCCUCUUCCUCUUUAAACUUGCUAGCUAGCUAGCACCUCUACAUUUUUAUAUGAUUGGUUUUCUGAUUUACAAUCUUGCUACAUUUGAACUGAAUCCUGUAUGAGACAUUUUUGAAGUCUACCAUUAAGUUCAAAGACGGACAACGACACAUAGCAACCCUUUUAGUCAAGUUGUGAGGCUAGCCAGCCAGCUAUUAUCAUUUAUGUUGGUGGAGAAAUGCAUUUUAGCCGUAAAGAGGCGAUGAAGCCCUUUCACCCUGACCCUCCCUCCCUCCAAGCCCCAGAGAUGGACAACGACUUCCCCACCCUGAGGCCUCGUCGUAUCCAGAACCAGAACGACUCCCCCACCCUGAGGCCUCGUCGUAUCCAGAACCAGAACGUGGUCCACCGUCUGGAAGGCCGCCGCAUCUUCUCGGGCCGUCCUGGAGCCCACUGGUACCGGGUCCGCUGCCUCCACCAGAACGUCUUCCCCAACUUCACUGUGGUGAACGUGGAGAAGCCCCCUUGCUUCCUGCGCAAGUUCUCCCCGGACGGACGCUGCUUCAUAGCCUUCUCCUCCGACCAGACGUCCCUGGAAGUGUACGAGUACCAGGGCAGCCAAGCUGCCGAGGACCUGUUGCUGGACCAGGACGGGGAGACCCUCUCCAACGGCAACGACCAGCGUUCCCUCAACAUCCGCGGCCGUCUCUUCCAGCGCUUCUUCUCCCUCCUGCACGUCACUAACGUGGCUUCCAAUGGCGAGCACCUCAACCGAGAGUGCAGCCUGUUCACCGACGACUGCCGCUACGUCAUCGUGGGCUCCGCCGCCUACGUGCCGGAAGAACCUCCGCCGUACUUCUUUGAGGUUUACCGGAACAACGAGGCGGUGAACCCCAACCCCCGCUCGCCGCUGGAGGACUACUCCCUGCACAUCAUCGACCUGCACACGGGACGCCUCUGUGACACGCGCUCCUUCAAGUGUGACAAAAUCGUCCUGUCGCACAACCAGGGGCUGUACCUGUACAGGAACAUCCUGGCCGUGCUGUCGGUCCAGCAGCAGACCAUACACGUCUUCCAGGUGACACCAGAGGGCACGUUCCUGGACGUGAGGACCAUCGGGAGGUUCUGCUACGAGGACGACCUCCUCACCCUCUCUGCCGGGUACUCUGAGGCGCUGGCGCAGGGCCAGCCCGGCUUCCCCCGCCCCUUCACGGAGAAAACCAUUAACUCCCUGAAGCACCGGUUGCUGGUGUUCCUGUGGAGGCGGGCGGAGCAGGACGGCAGCCCCACGGCCAAGCGACGCUUCUUCCAGUACUUCGACCAGCUGCGCCAGCUCCGCAUGUGGAAGAUGCAGCUGCUGGACGAGCACCACCUGUUCAUCAAGUACACCAGCGAGGAAGUGGUCACUCUCAAAGUCACUGACCCCUCCCAGCCGUCCUUCUUUGUGGUGUACAACAUGGUAAGCACAGAGGUGCUGGCCGUUUUUGAGAACACAUCAGACCAGCUGCUGGAGCUGUUUGAGAACUUCUGUGACCUGUUCCGCAACGCCACGCUCCACAGCGAGGCGGUCCAGUUCCCCUGCUCCGCCUCCAGCAACAACUAUGCCCGGCAGGUCCAGAGAAGGUUCAAGGACACCAUCGUGAACGCUAAGUACGGGGGUCACACAGAGGCCGUGCGCAGGCUGCUGGGGCAGCUGCCCAUCAGCGCCCAGUCCUACAGCAGCAGCCCCUACCUCGACCUCUCUCUCUUCACCUACGACGACAAGUGGGUCUCCGUCAUGGAGCGGCCCAAGACCUGCGGAGACCACCCCAUCCGGUUCUAUGCCCGGGACUCAGGUCUGCUUAAGUUUAAGAUCCAGGCGGGCUUGCUGGGCCGUCCUAUCAACCACGCAGUCCGCAGGCUGGUGGCGUUCACCUUUCAUCCUUUCGAACCCUUCGCCAUUUCCGUGCAGCGCACCAACGCAGAAACCACAGAGGACCGGUCCAUUGUGCAGAACCCUGAAGAACCACAGAGGACCGGUCCAUUGUGCAGAACCCUGGAGAACCACAGAGGACCGGUCCAUUGUGCAGAGCGCUGGAGAACCACAGAGGACCGGUCCAUUGUGCAGAACCCUGAAGAACCACAGAGGACCGGUCCAUUGUGCAGAACCCUGGAGAACCACAGAGGACCGGUCCAUUGUGCAGAACCCUGAAGAACCACAGAGGACCGGUCCAUUGUGCAGAACCCUGGAGAACCACAGAGGACCGGUCCAUUGUGCAGAGCGCUGCUUCAGCCCAGCCAUGGGCCUGGCCCCGGCUGAGCUGAGAGGGCCUGCAGGCAGAGGAGGGGAACAUGGCCCACCGAGGGGCUGAAUAGGAAGGAGUCAUGGGUGGCUUGAGGAGACUAAAGGAGAAAGGUUGGGAGGCAGAGGGGGGAAGGGCGGUUUGGACAGGAGUCCCUGAGACGUUUCUCCACCUGCAGCUGAACUUUUCAGCUUUUAGGUUCAGUUUUAUACUCUUACAUGUGUACAUCGAUAUUUUAUGUUGCUCUUUAGAUGUGUAUAUAUAUUUUGUUUCAAUAAAAUGAUUCAAACCUG